AUGGCCCAAGCCGGAGGCUCAAAGGACUUCCCGUGGGCCGAAGAGGUCAAGAAGGAGUUGGACAAUCUUGAAAAGGCUGAGAUUGGCAACCCCAAGACGCCCCUCAACAAGACUCCCUACUUGUCUGAUGAGGUCGUUGACAAGAUCAACGAAGGCAUCAAGUACAAGUACGAUGUUGCCCUCAUCCUUGACAGCGCUGCUGCUUUCUUCGGCCGUGACAAUGUGGGCCUCUGUGGCGUCGCACACUUCUUCAAGAUUGCUGCUGUGGCCGAGCGCGCGGACGCAUUUGUGGCCAUCGAGUUCCUGAACAAGCGCGGCGGCAAUGUCAAGUUCGGCCCCACUGCUGAGCCUCCCAGCGAGGACAAGUGGCACACCAAGGAGGGAUCGGACGUGUGCAAGGCGUUUGUGAAGUACCUGGCGCUAACCAAGGUGGGCUACAACUGCGCGCACAAGCUGUACGGCCAGGCAGUCAAGCAGAACGAUGCCCACACCGUCACAUUCCUCGAGUGCUGCAUCUUUGAGUCGGGGGAGAAGAUGCGCGAGCUGGCAUGGUUUGUGACCCACCUGAAGGCAGUCAAGGGGGACAAGCAUGCCAUCAAAAACUUUGACCGCGAGCUCGAGUGCAAGAACUGCUGCUUUGCCAAGGCUGCCGGCGUUGAGGCUGUAGUCCCCUGCAAGCUGCAGAUUGGCACCAUGAAGCGCAAGCUGGCCACUGAGACCUUUGCACUUUCCUGGAAGUUCAUGAAGGACGACUGA
Molecule: messenger RNA, 756 nt
Organism: Coccomyxa subellipsoidea C-169
Lineage: Eukaryota; Viridiplantae; Chlorophyta; Trebouxiophyceae; Coccomyxaceae
Product: ferritin-like protein
Exons: 7
Coding region: 1-756 (251 amino acids)
Biological process (GO): iron ion transport; intracellular iron ion homeostasis
Cellular component (GO): cytoplasm
Molecular function (GO): ferric iron binding; ferrous iron binding
Source: RefSeq, a predicted model, not a curated record